Messenger RNA from Nylanderia fulva, 1372 nucleotides. It is a transcript of the gene Rpt4, whose product is annotated as Regulatory particle triple-A ATPase 4. The record is from RefSeq and is a predicted model, not a curated record. Gene Ontology annotation, molecular function: ATP binding; ATP hydrolysis activity. Lineage: Eukaryota; Metazoa; Arthropoda; Insecta; Hymenoptera; Formicidae.
GCCGAAUCUCUUUCUCUCUCCCUUUCCUUUUCUCCGUUCUGCGUCCUAUCUAUGACACUUUUUUCGAUGACAGUUAGACAGCAAAAUAAGUAAAGAUGUCGAUCACCGUGGAUUCUGUGAGAGAAAAAGCUCUUCAAGAUUAUAGGAAGAAGCUUUUAGAACAUAAGGAGGUCGAGUCACGUCUUAAAGAAAUGAGAGAACACCUUAAAGAUCUGACAAAGCAAUAUGACAAGUCAGAAAAUGACUUAAAGGCGUUGCAAAGUGUUGGACAGAUUGUUGGGGAAGUAUUAAAACAACUUACAGAAGAAAAAUUCAUUGUAAAAGCUACAAAUGGUCCGCGUUAUGUUGUUGGAUGUCGGCGUCAAUUGGAUAAAAAUAAAUUAAAAUCUGGAACUAGAGUUGCUUUAGAUAUGACCACUCUUACAAUCAUGCGCUAUUUACCACGUGAGGUUGAUCCAUUAGUUUACAAUAUGUCUCAUGAAGAUCCCGGUGAUGUGACAUAUAGUGCAAUUGGUGGUUUGAGUGAGCAGAUACGUGAAUUGCGCGAGGUUAUAGAAUUGCCAUUAUUAAAUCCUGAGCUUUUCCAAAGAGUUGGCAUCACUCCUCCCAAAGGAUGUUUGUUAUAUGGUCCUCCUGGCACUGGAAAAACAUUAUUAGCAAGAGCCGUCGCCAGUCAGUUAGAUGCAAAUUUCUUGAAAGUCGUUUCAAGUGCUAUUGUUGAUAAAUAUAUCGGAGAAUCUGCUAGAUUAAUUAGAGAGAUGUUCAAUUAUGCUCGCGAUCAUCAGCCUUGUAUUAUAUUUAUGGACGAAAUUGAUGCUAUUGGUGGCCGCAGAUUUUCGGAAGGAACAAGUGCUGAUCGAGAAAUUCAGCGAACCUUGAUGGAAUUGUUGAAUCAAAUGGAUGGAUUCGAUUCUCUGGGUCAAGUUAAAAUGAUAAUGGCUACAAAUAGGCCUGAUACCUUAGAUCCCGCGUUAUUACGACCAGGAAGAUUGGAUAGAAAAAUUGAAAUACCACUACCUAAUGAACAAGCUCGUUUAGAGAUUUUGAAAAUACAUGCCUUGCCAAUUGCCAAACACGGCGAAAUCGAUUAUGAGGCAGUGGUGAAAUUAUCAGAUGGAUUCAAUGGUGCUGACUUGAGAAAUGUGUGCACAGAAGCUGGACUGUUUGCAAUACGAUUAGAAAGAGAGUACGUGAUACAAGAAGAUUUUAUGAAAGCAGUCAGAAAGGUUUCAGACAAUAAGAAACUCGAAUCCAAACUAGAUUAUAAGCCUGUAUAAUUCAAUGUAUAAAUUGAUUUGCUAUUUUAUCUCUCAAAAGUGACAUUAGCUGUCUAUUAAUUUCAAUAUGAUCCAAUUUGGAUUGUUCAUUAUUA